Messenger RNA from Carcharodon carcharias (great white shark), 608 nucleotides. RefSeq names its product F-box/WD repeat-containing protein 9-like. The transcript is spliced from 2 exons. The coding region runs from base 156 to 608 and encodes 150 amino acids. NCBI's taxonomy places the organism in Eukaryota, Metazoa, Chordata, Chondrichthyes, Lamniformes, Lamnidae. Gene Ontology annotation, molecular function: protein binding. The record is from RefSeq and is a predicted model, not a curated record.
GUCGUCACUUGGGAAGCGCAACAAGGCUGCGCCGGUGGGUCACGUGAUGUUUUGUGGCGUGUUCAGGCUGCGCCGCUAACGGGCGGAGCCGGGAUGCGGAAGCCGAGGGCGGGCCUGAGCUUCCAUUUCACUGAGAUUGGAGCAGUGAAGGAACGAUGACGAGUGAGCUGUGUGACAGCCGGAGCUCUCAGCCUCCUCGCACUGAGGGCGAGUCAGACGUGGGCCAUGAGGAUGAGUUGGAGCUCCAGGCCCAGCAGUAUAUGGACUGGGUGCGGAACCCUGAAAUGUCUGGCCCCAGACCCCAAAGCUGCCCCCCAGAGCCAAGCAGCGAGUCCCAGCCCCGAAGCACCAAAUCCAGUGCCUCGGACCUGAAUGUCAAAUUGCGAUCUAGCCAGGUGCUGUCUGGAGACAACAGUCAGUCUGGCCUGCUGUCUCUCCCCUGGGAGCUGGUGCUGGAGAUCUGUUCGUACCUGGACGCCAGGUUUGUGCUUGGAGUCCUUCCAUUGGUGUGCCGAGCCUUUCAGUGUGUCCUUACUGACGAGGUGACUUGGAGAAUCCGGGCACAGAAGAUCCUUGGGCUGAGUUACCCCGUGUUGGAAGGUUUGUAA